This is a messenger RNA of Schistocerca cancellata (South American locust), 5698 nucleotides long. RefSeq lists its product as uncharacterized. Gene Ontology annotation, biological process: synaptic vesicle endocytosis; chemical synaptic transmission; modulation of chemical synaptic transmission. Gene Ontology annotation, cellular component: synapse; postsynaptic membrane; cell surface. The transcript is spliced from 15 exons. Bases 1 to 4446 code for a protein of 1481 amino acids. The record is from RefSeq and is a predicted model, not a curated record. Gene Ontology annotation, molecular function: signaling receptor activity; neurexin family protein binding. Lineage: Eukaryota; Metazoa; Arthropoda; Insecta; Orthoptera; Acrididae.
AUGGAUAACAAUUGUGUCACGUUGAGAACAACGUACACAGCAUUGUCGCCGCGAGUGCGGGAGAAGUUCCCCGUGCUGGUGUUCAUCCACGGCGAGUCGUACGAAUGGAACUCGGGCAACCCGUACGACGGCACCACGCUCGCCAGCUUCGGCCGCAUCAUCGUCAUCACGCUCAACUUCCGGCUCGGCAUCCUCGGUUUCCUGCGCCCGGAGUUCGGUCCGGACUCAGCGAGCAACUUGGGGCUGCUGGACCAGAUAGCGGCGCUGCAGUGGAUCAAGGACAACAUCGCCGCCUUCGACGGCGACCCCACCAACGUAACGCUCAUGGGCCACGACACGGGCGCCGCCUGCGUCAACCUGCUGCUCGUCUCGCCCAUCACGGAGCAAGCAGAUGGUGGAUGGCUGUUCCAGCGCGCCAUCCUGAUGAGCGGCUCGGCGCUGUCCGACUGGGCGCUGACGGCGAACCCGCGGCCGGUGACCAUCCAGGUGGCGGACGCGCUCAACUGCCCCACGCAGAACGAGCUGCUGGCCUGCCUGCGCCGCCAGAGCCUCGAGGACCUGAUGGCCGUCCAGGUGAAGGCGGCGCCCUUCGUCUCGCCCUUCGCGCCCGUCGUCGACGGCACCUCCGUCCCCAACGACCCAGAGCAGAUCAUGGGCGUGUACCAUAGCCUCUUCAGCAGGUACGACCUGAUGUACGGCGUGACGCAGAUCGAGAGCUACCAGCUGUUCGGCAAAGAGGCGUUGGUGUACGGCAUCCUGGAAAAGGUGUGCCUUGAAACGCUGAAAGAUUACAUGCAGGCGAGGUUUCAGAUCCGGACGGAGCUGGCGGUGGGCGAGGCACAGGCGCUGUACAGCCGCGGCGACUGGGACGCGCCGCUGGACGCCGAGGACCAUCGCGACGCGCUGCUGCACAUGCUGACCGACGCCCGCGUCGUGGCGCCCGUCGUGCGCACCGGCGACUACCACUCCAGGGUCAACGACCGCUCCUACUUCUACGUCUUCACCCACCGCACUGUCUACGGCGACUACUCCAACUCCAAGCCGCAAGGUAGCAUAAGCGGCGAGGAACUGGCGUACGUGUUCGGUGCGCCCGUGGAGGGGAGCCGCCACCAACACCCGCACAUCUUCACGCCUUCAGAGAGGAUCCUCUCCGAGAACGUCAUGACGCUGUGGACCAACUUCGCCAAGACUGGGAAUCCAAACGAGCCUCACCCUGUGACGAGCAACGAACCUGUAGUGUGGCCCAAGUACGACCGUGAAGGUCAAAGGUUUCUUCAGAUAGGUAACCUCUGCACUUCCUUAUUUCGUGAGAACUUUCCUAGCAGCCAAAUAAUAACGGAUUUAAACCACUAUAGUUAUUUAGGAACAACGCAUAUUACUGUACAGCUCCUGCCAACCUCUCCUGCAGUUUAUCAGAAUACUCUGGCAAACAUUAAUGGCACAUCUAUCAAGGAAAUCGACUAUUGUUUGUAUCAUAUGGAAUUUGCAGAAAAUUUCCGAAUUGGUUCUUUGUCAGCUGGUAUGCAUUCUGUAGCCAUGGGGCUGUUAAUAGACGAUCGGCUGUCGGUGGGCAAGCAGUACCGGCGGCGCUACACGGACUUCUGGAACCGCGUGCUUCCCGAGAAGCUGAACAAGUCGUCGCGCGAGAGCUUCCCCAACACGAUGUCGCCGUACGGGCCGGCGCGCGCGCCGCACCCCGACGUGCAGCGCACGCGGCCCUUCGACCCGCACUACAACUUCGAAAAGCCCUUCGGCGCCUCCUCCGGCAACAGAUGGGCGACGCCGCAGCCGCCUGGGGGCGGCGUGCCGUACGGCGAGCGUUCCAUCAACGACCCGCCGGACCACAGGGGCGCCAACGUCAGCGCCGCCGACAAGCCGCACGCCGCAGAGUUCCGCGAGCAACGCGACAAACUGCGCGUCCAGCAGCAGCUGAUGCGCCAGCGCUACGAGGACGUGACGGCGCUCGCCACCUCCGACGAGGACGACGCCGGCGAGCGCUACGUCCACAAGAAGGCCGACGCAGCCAGGCCCGCCACCUCCGCCGCAGCUGCCGCCGUCGCCGCGCGCGUCGCCACCGUCGACCGUCGACUCCGCAGGAAGAAGGAGCUCAUUGGUGCGGACGACGACUACGAAGCCAUCCGCAGCGCCGGCCGCACGGUGGAAGGAGCAGUGGCCGUCGCGGCGCCAGAGGCCGCGCUGCCCGCGGAGGACCUGCCGCUGGCGGGGGCGGCCGGCGCGGGGGCGGUGGCGCGGCGCAGCGCCUGGGGGGCGGCGCGCCAGUACAGCGGCAGCACCAUGGACCCGCACACCAAGGUGCGCGAGUGGAUCGCGCAGGAGAUCGUCCAGCGCUACUCGCCGCGCUUCCUCCGGCGCGCCAAGAAGACCGAAUCGCACGCGCCGGUGCUGCAGUCGUCGCAGAGCAUCCAGACGUCCUUUGACCAGGUGUCAACGUCCACGGCGACGCCGAGACAGCUCAAGCGGCAGCACGCCAUAGAGACGGCAGAGGUGGCUGUCUCAGCUACACCCGCCGACGUGUCUGGGCACGGUUCCCACAGGUCCAGGCCGAAGAAAGUUUCCGUCGCCAUUGAUGCCACUCCGUCUGGAAGAGGCUCGAGCGUAGAGCACUCUAUAAGCAAAUCGAUGGACGAGCUCGGGACCUGCGUCUCUACGUCCAUGUUAACCCUAAAGAAACCCGCCCUCAAGCGGUCGCUGACCAUGGCGGAGGACCUAGCUGUUGCGUCCACUUCUAUUUCGCCGAGAAGCUCGUCUUCUGGCGAGCUGUUGAGCAGGAGCACUGCCAACAUCAGCCUCAAGUACACUCUUCCCAAUCAGCAGGCCCAAAAUCUCGAUAUCGUCAGAGUGGCACACGCUCAUUCCAGAUCAGAUCCAGCGGCCAGUUCUAACCCACAUGUGCCGUCACAACUGUCGGGCUCUAUGAAGAGUGGACAUUCUCAGCCAGCAGAACUUCAUGCUGUAAAUAUCUCCUUAGAUCCUCACACAUCGCCAUCGGUGAUCUACGUCCCUGGUGGAAAGAAGCAGCAAUUGCAGACGUUCCCAGCAGGAAUUCAGCUUAGGUCUAAGGCUCUGCCAAAGAAAGAUGUUGCAAUUACUGCAACGCCCAUUCCUGUGGACGUCAAUGUGACGUCCAGAGACAGCAAUGAAGAAGAAACAGCCCAUGCAGGUGAUCCUCUGUCAAAUAUUCAGAAGAGAAAAUUUCCAAAAGUGCUGCCAGACUUCCCACAAGACGCUCCGGCCAACGAGGUCGAGACGAUGGCAGCCCAGGCGGCUAACUUCAAGAGGAGGUCGCUUCCACCCAAUUCCCUCUUCAUGGCGUUGCCAGUCUCAGAAGUACCUGGCUCUCAGUCAUCUUCUGUUGCCUCAUCAGCAGCUCCUUCCAAAGACAUUCCAGGAAAGUCGAGUCUCACCAAGGUGCCGCCACCGCCACCGCCUAGGAUAUCCUCGACUCUGGGCCGAAAGCCCGCCAACACGGCUCCCAUCACACCACUUCCCACCAUUCCAGCUGGAACUGUACCGGUUCACACCAGUUCCGAAAAGAAGACUCAGGCAGCUGCGGAGGUGCCUGUAGCAGCUACAGCUUCUGCACCGUCCCAUUACCAGAGGAUCGAGCCGAGGGUCAUCAUCAAGCCGACCAUCACCAGUCCGCAGACUAAGAAGGCUCAGGCAGCCCGCGGUCUGCAGAGCAUACCCCGCGUGACACCUAGCGAUCCAGUGACGCAUCCGGCACCCGGACCGCCGUCGCCGCGCUCGCCGGUACAGAUGGAUAAACAAUCUCAGCUUAGGGCGGCUGAUCCGUAUGUGCUUCCUGUGGCCAGGCAGCUUCCGACAGUUGCCACUGUCCACCAAGCCCCGAGUAGUCCUCAACAGCCUCUACAGAGCCUUCCAGUUGUUCCAGAGGAGGUUAAUCACCCGCAGCAGCAGUCGGCUGUUGCUUUCGUCGCGCCCCAGCAGAAAGCCCAAGCGAAGCAGACAGCGGCGGGAAAACAGGCACCGUCCUCUCCGGGCAAAAAGCGCCUGCAGCCCGUUCUCAAAGUUGUCGCGGAGACGUCGACGGACCCGUUCGAGGACACCGACUCCAGUACCGGCACGGUAAAACGCGUGAAGCGUCCCGCAGCGAAAGCCGCCCAAGGACAGACUCAGACGCAGCGGAAACCAGCGACCGAGGCAGCGCAGCACGCGAGUCCGAAAACGACGAAGAAGGCUGCGCAACAGACGAAGCAGCAGACCGCUGCGCAGCAGUCGACGCAGCCGGCGGCACAGCAGGUGUCGCCGCAAACGAGACCGGCGGCGGCUACGGCUAGCGCCACGACGAGCACCUCGGAACUGAGUUCGCCCUUAACCGAGGGCCGUGCUCACCCGCCGAAGAAGUGGUACAAGCAGUACCAGCACUCUUUCGUUUCCAAAUCGGAGGAUGACCAGAAGACAUAAUAUUCGCGCGAGCAGUAUUCGUAUUUCCAGAGAGCUUAUUAUGCUUUUGUACAAAACAAAAACUUUUUUGCUUAAUUUUUCUUUUGUAAUUUCACUUUUUUUUUUCAACGUCUCUGCGCUCCUACUUUGAGAGGCGCUGUUUCAGAGGCGUAUCGAGACACUUGGGCACGUCCUGUAUUCCGUCUGUUGUACAAAACUCGAAGUAUUAUUAUUACUACCUGUCCGUAUUGCUGAGAAGUUUAUUACAAGUUCCUUCCGCUGUAGACACUAACGUUGGUGAUGCUGCUUUUUUUUGUAUAUUGUUGUCAUUUGCGCAUCGGAGCUGAAGCAUGCGGCAGACAGAAACUGUGUCCCCACCUUUCCUUUACGCGCUGUUAACAGUAGAUUAGUAGUAACGUCUGACCACAUUAAGAACGUGUAAUCAUCUCCUCAAUGUUUCCAUAAGAUGUUGUAACAGCACAUUUAACUCUCGCAUGUAAGAGAAAGAACGCGAAUAAAAUAAUACUUUAAAUGUUAAGAGUAAAUACAGUUUAACACUUUUGUAUCGCUCUGUGUUUACCAUGAACGCAAAACAUUUACUACGCUGUGACCUUAGCAGAACUGAAUAUUGAUGCUUCCACUGAAAUAAAAUGUUUGUCACCCGUAACAUACCGCCCAAAUUUUGGUAUACGUUAAAGUCUACACCAAUUAUUAUGCAACAUACAGGUUGUAACUAGAACCCCUACAGAUUUUGAGGUCAGGUUCCUUACACCAAAAGAAGAAAAGAUAUCUGGUACCAUAAUCUAAAAUAUCUAGUACCAUGAGAGCUCUGAGCACUUGUUCGUCUUUGAUACUAUGAAACAACUCUUCUGCUGAAAGCUCUUUGUUUCCAUAUUAUGGGAGGGACCAAUAUGAGAAAAAAAGUGUACAAAUAUGGCCUCUAAAAUGCGUACCUCAGGAGAUACGCGCACUUGACAUAAAAGUUUUCUUGGUAUCGUACCGCGUCAUAAUGCAAAAAAAAGAAAAAGAAAAAAACUAUGCUGGAGAAACCAAUGUUUCAGUCACUACUACAUUUACCUUCUUCCGAGUCUACUGAUGUUUUUUAUCUGUGUGGAAUCUCUUAUAUUUAGUCAUUGUUGUUGACUGCGCAUAACGUUACGUCAUAAUUUUGAAAGGUCGUUGUUGUGAUUGGUCACCUGAGGCGGACGGAGCGGAAACUUUAUUUAAAUAGGUUGCUACGGUGCUGGAAGUGGGAAUCUGCUGUUGUCUAUCG